Molecule: messenger RNA, 1657 nt
Organism: Scylla paramamosain (green mud crab)
Lineage: Eukaryota; Metazoa; Arthropoda; Malacostraca; Decapoda; Portunidae
Product: WD repeat-containing protein 18-like
Exons: 11
Coding region: 180-1496 (438 amino acids)
Biological process (GO): rRNA processing; DNA-templated DNA replication
Cellular component (GO): nuclear pre-replicative complex
Molecular function (GO): protein binding
Source: RefSeq, a predicted model, not a curated record
ACUUCCGUUGCCGCUGCCUGUCACCGGAAGUCGUGUUGGUCAAGGCGCCGCUCGACUGUAUUUCACGACUCCCAUUCGCCGCGCCUCCUGGCUCAACUGCAGGAUGGCUACACGCUUCUCCCUGCACCGAGUACCGCCAAGCAGCACCAGAGAGGCACGAGUACGUAAGACCGUGCAUCAUGGAGCCUGUUGUGGAUGCAGUAUUUGUGUCUUCUCUCAAUACUGGGACAGAAUCUCUCCAGGUCUAUGAUUGUGACACUGGGACUCAACUGAAGAGCUACCGAGGACAGCCAGUUGCUGCUUCUACUCUCUGCUCAGUUGGACGCGCAUCUCACUUACUGGCGGCACAGAGAGACAAGCCAUUCCUACAGACCUGGGCCAUCCACCAGCAUGAUGUGCAGCAAAUCCGACUGGUUGUUCCUGGGAAAGUCACCGCCAUGGCAGUGAACUCAGCAGGACAAAAGUACUGCAUCAUUGGAAUCAAUGAAAAAAUUCACAUCUACAAAUUGUUGUCUGGUCGCAUGAUUGGCAUUGCAAGUCGCCAUUACCAGCCAGUUACCCGGUUGAUAUUUUCACCUUGUGGCAACUACUUUGCUUCGGGUGGGGAGGAUGGGUUUGUGUAUCUGUGGAGCUUGGCCAGUUUCAUCGAGAGGCUACACCAGGUCCACGCACCCCAACCUCAGCCACACUUUAUUCUAGGACAGCACUCAGAUAAGAUUACAGGUUUGACCUUCACCUCAUCAGGGAUGCGAGGGUUCCUUGUGUCAUCCUCCUUGGACCGCACCGCCCGUGUGUUUGACCUGGUGACUGGCCGCCCUGUGUAUUGUUUGGUCACUUCCGAUGCUGUGACCAGUGUGGCCAGUAAUAUGCUAGGGUCUCAGCUCUUCCUUGGUCAUACUGAUGGCACUGUCAAGGUGGUGGAUUUGCUUCCUCCUCAUCCCCAUGGGGAUAUUGAAGUGAGCCGCAAAGGAGUUUUGUGCCAUGAAAAGUGUGUGCGGCAUCUUGCUGUGACACCCUCGGGCAGCCACCUGGUCAGUGGAGGAGACGAUGGAGAAGUGAAAGUUUGGGUGGUGACCAACAGCACACUAGGAAGUCAUGAGGCUUCUGCCAAGAGACGACCUCACUUGGCUCACAGAAGAACAAUACACACUGGCCGAGGACCAAUCACCAACUUGACCAUAAAGCAAAUCAGUAGAGAGGUACUGAGUGAAGGAGAAAUGACAGUAAAGGAAGUUAUUGCUCCCUUUAGCCAAGAUCAUUCCAACCCACUAAGUUGUCCAGUCACUGUGCCAAUAAAAGGAAGAUGUAAUCCACACCUUCAUUUACAAGAUUUGUUCACUUCUCCACUUCUGUCAAGUAUCCCACAAGUAUCUGGAACUUGUGGAGGGUUGGGAAUCAGCAGUGAUGCUCAGAACAAUGUGGAUCAGCUCAAGAUGACAAACUCUCAGCUCUUCAAAUUUGCACUCAAGCACAUAAUUGGUGAAGGAGAUCUGUGAUAUAGGCCUUCUGCAGAAGAGAGUCAUAGUUACAGUGUCUGAGUGUGUCGCAUUGGAUCACCUGCAACCACUGGAAGGAAGCUACUUUAAAGAUAAGGAUUCUAUUUCUACAGAUGGGUUUUCAAAAUAAAAUAAAAAAUGUAUAAAAAUGCUUAUGAAAA